UCUGAGGUUGGUCCUAUCUCGUGGCACUCCCAUUACGGAAGAGGGCGGAGCUUAACACACUAAAAGCAUCAGCCUGUCCGGUAUUGUGUAAAAUCGAAAGAAAAUCGCGCAUCAAACAUGAAUUAUCAGGGAUACGGUGCACCAGCUGCUGGAGGGUUUGGAGGUGGAUUCCCAGGACAACAGCAGCAGGACCCUCUUUAUGGAUACUUUGCUGCAGUUGCUGGUCAAGAUGGUCAGAUAUCUGCUGAAGAACUUCAGGCUUGUCUGACUCAGGCCAACUUUUCUGGUGGCUACAGACCUUUCAACCUUGAGACAUGCAGACUGAUGAUCAGCAUGCUUGAUAAAGACAUGUCUUGCUCAAUGGGUUUUAGUGAGUUUAAGGAGUUGUGGAUGGUGCUGAGUGGAUGGAGGCAACACUUUAUGAGCAUUGACAGAGACAUGAGCGGCACAGUUGACGCGCAAGAAAUGAAUCAGGCUGUCUCCUCUAUGGGCUACAGGUUGAGUCCUCAGGCCAUGAACUGCAUAAUUAAGCGUUUCAGCUCUCAUGGAAAGAUCUCAUUUGAUGAUUAUGUUGCAUGCUGUGUCAAACUGAGGAGCUUGACUGAUCUGUUCAGGAAGAGAGACCAGGCUCAGCAGGGAAUGGCAACAUUUCAGUAUGAUGAUUUUAUCCAGUGCACCAUGAGCAUCUAAUGAAGACUCUGGGUUCCUGCUUUCCACAAUAACCCAUAACACUGCAAAAAAUUUUUUUACUAAUUUGUUUCCUCAUUUUGUGGAAUCUGUGAGCACAUUUUAGUACUGUAGGUUAAGAAAUUUCAUCCACAGCUGCUGUUAUGGACAUGGAAACGUAAACCCUAAUCCUCGGUUCGGGCCAAAUGUGGGCAAAUCUAUAAUCUAUGUUUUAUACAAAUGGCUUUAUGCUGUUUAUACACUGCUUAUUUGACCAAUUUAAAACAAAUAAUUAAAAAAUGGGUAAUUGAGUAAUUUUAGAGGUAAACAAUGUAGGUAAAAUACAAGAAAUAAAUGCAUUAAUUGUUUUAACUUAAGUGAAGUGUUAUUGCAUAACAAAAUUGGUAUUCCAUUUGAAUUAUAAUUUGGGUGAACACAUUUUGGCCCACCGAAGCAAGAACGUGAUUCUUUAAUGAAUAAAAUAUGUGGGUUUUUUAGAGACAUUCUCAAAUAAUUAAAAAAAGACAAUAUAAUUAUUAUAAAUUCUGAAAUUGUACUAGACAAAUUAGAAUAUUAGUCUAUUCAAAAUCAGUUACAUUUCCAUUUAUCAAAACAAGGGACAAAGAGAUUAAAUGUGCUCACAAUUUACCUAACACAAAGUCAACAGAGGCAGCUUUGAUGUAUGUAUGUUAUAUGGUCAUCAUUCCUUAUAUCACUUUGGUCUUACAAUUUCACCACAAGCUAGUACAAUUACUCUAAUUUUUGUCUUAUGUUUAAGACUACACAUGGCCCGACUUCAUUGUUAAAACAGUAUGUCAAGACGGGACAGAGCUCCAUCUCAUUUCAUAUGAUUACGCUUCAAUGUGGUUAUUUAGCACUGUCAACAUCAGAAUUUAAGUUUGUUACAUUUUAGACUUCCUGUGAUUCUCUGUGAUUUCUCUGUUGCUAGUUUGACCAAAAAUGUGAACACCAUGAAAAUAGCUGAGAUUUCUAUAUUUAAUAAGGUGUUAGACCACUGUUUGCCUUUAAUGCAGCUGCAGACCUUACAAUAGAUUCAUAUAACUUUUGAAUAGAGUCCAGUCAUCAGAUCAUCUUCUAGUUUUUUCAAAGAAGAGGGAAUAGGGAACCUGCUUCUCACUCCUCAUAACAGAUUGGAGAUCUUGAAGCACUUUUUUUGGCAUGCGCCAACCACAAUGUUUUUUUCAUAGCAGCUACCCAAAUAAUUAAUAUUAACCACUAUAACAAUGGGUGUUUGCGCUAUUAUUUUGUCUAACUCUUGUUUCAUAUUUCUGUAACACUUUACAAUAAAGUUCUGUUUGUUAACAUUAGUAAAUACAUAACAUGAACUAACAAUGAACAAUUGACAAUGGCUAAUGUUAGCAGUUACAACUUUUCAUUUAAAAAUGUAUCAGUAAAUGAUGAACUAAGAUUAUUAAAUAAUGUAUACAUAUUUGCUCAUUGUUAGUUAAUGUUAGCUGCAUUUACUGAUGUUAAUAAAUAAAACCUCAUUGUUAGCGUUACCAUUAUUUCUAAUGUAGCACAAUAUGUAUUUGUAUCUUUUAAUAUCUUGGUAAUGUAGUUAUUGGGUGUGUUUUUCCCUUUUUUUUUUUAGGAAAAAUGGUUUGGCAUUAUGUUCAGGGUCUCCAUAAGUCUAUCUCAUUUACAGUAAUGUUCAUUAAUGUGCACUGUCCCUGUAAAUAAAUCAAUCAAAAUGUA
Molecule: messenger RNA, 2382 nt
Organism: Paramisgurnus dabryanus
Lineage: Eukaryota; Metazoa; Chordata; Actinopteri; Cypriniformes; Cobitidae
Gene: sri
Product: sorcin
Molecular function (GO): calcium ion binding
Source: RefSeq, a predicted model, not a curated record